Molecule: messenger RNA, 3960 nt
Organism: Pleurotus ostreatus (oyster mushroom)
Lineage: Eukaryota; Fungi; Basidiomycota; Agaricomycetes; Agaricales; Pleurotaceae
Gene: MDR1
Product: GTPase-activating protein
Exons: 24
Coding region: 1-3960 (1319 amino acids)
Biological process (GO): transmembrane transport
Cellular component (GO): membrane
Molecular function (GO): ATP hydrolysis activity; ATP binding; ABC-type transporter activity
Source: RefSeq, a predicted model, not a curated record
AUGGACAGCUCGCGUCCAAGCACUGCUGGCGAGAAGUCCACUCUCGCUGCCAAUGAUUCACCAAAGGGCUUCUUCAGCCGCCGCAAAAAGCCCCAGCAGCAGCCCGAACUUGUCGAGAAAGAGAAGCCUGAUCCAGAUGCCGCAGAGGUCACUGUGAAAGCAGAGGAGGAGGUCCCCCCGGUCUCGUUUACCCAGCUUUUCAGGUAUGCCACCACCUUCGAGCUCUCCCUCAAUGCCAUCGGGCUGGUUACCGCAUCUGCAGCCGGUGCAGCACAGCCUCUUAUGAGUUUGCUGUUCGGUAAUCUCGUUCAAGCUUUCGUCGUGUUCACAUCCGCCGUCAUUGGUUCCCAGCAAGGCGAUGCAGAGGCAACAGCUCAGAUACCUCAAGCCGCCGCCGAUUUCAGACGCUCUGCAGCUAACAAUGCCAGUUAUCUCGUUUAUAUCGGUCUCGGGAUGUUUGUGUGCACUUACGUCUACAUGUUCACCUGGGUGUAUACCGGAGAGAUCAACGCGAAGCGUAUUCGCGAACGUUAUCUCAAAGCAGUCCUCCGACAAGACAUCGCGUGGUUCGAUAACACGGGCGCUGGCGAGGUCGCAACUCGCAUUCAGACGGACACACAUUUGGUGCAACAAGGCAUUUCAGAAAAGGUUGCCAUCUCCCUCAAUUUCAUGGCGGCGUUUAUCACUGGUUUCAUCCUCGCCUACGCCCGGUGUUGGCGUCUUGCCCUUGCUUUGUCCUCGAUUUUGCCAUGUAUCGCUAUCGCUGGUGGUGUAAUGAACAAGUUCAUGUCCAAGUAUAUGCAAGAGUCGCUGAAGCACGUAGCUGACGGUGGCAAUCUCGCUGAGGAAGUGAUCUCUACUAUCCGGACUGCGCAAGCUUUUGGCUCCCAAAAGACCCUCUCUGCCUUGUAUGAUGGCCACGUUGAGCAAUCCCAAAUGGUCGACUACAAAUCCUCCGUCGUCAAUGGUGCCGGGUUGUCCGUUUUCUUCUUUGUAAUAUAUGGUUCAUACGGCUUAGCCUUUUCCUUUGGAACUACACUCAUUAACUCCGGGCACGCCACGGCCGGAGAAGUUAUCAAUACAUUCUUGGCUAUUUUAAUUGGUUCGUUUUCGCUCGCUCUGCUCGCUCCUGAAGUCCAAGCCAUCACUAACGGUCGUGGUGCCGCUGCCAAGCUUUACGCGACUAUUGAUCGUAUUCCGGACAUCGAUUCCGCCAGCACCGAAGGCCUUCGCCCUACUGAUGUCCAGGGCGAAAUCGUCUUCGAGCACGUUAAUUUCAACUACCCUUCCCGCCCUUCUGUCCCCAUUGUGCAGGAUCUCUCGAUUUCCUUCCGCGCCGGGAAGACUGCGGCCCUUGUCGGUGCAUCGGGUUCUGGCAAGUCUACCGUCAUCUCCCUCGUCGAGCGCUUCUACGACCCUCUGUCUGGCGUUGUCAAACUUGACGGCGUGAACGUCAAGGAUCUCAAUUUGAAGUGGUUGCGCUCCCAGAUCGGCCUCGUUUCGCAGGAGCCAACUCUGUUCGCUACUACGAUCAGAGGCAACGUCGCUCACGGCCUAGUAAACACUCCAUUCGAGCACGCCUCGGAGGAAGAGAUCUUCAAACUCGUGAAGGAGGCAUGUGUCAAGGCAAAUGCGGACGGGUUCAUCUCCAAGCUCCCCUUGGGUUACGACACUCUUGUUGGUGAACGUGGUUUCCUGCUUUCUGGAGGCCAGAAGCAACGUAUCGCCAUUGCUCGUGCCAUCGUCUCUGACCCCCGUAUCCUGCUGCUCGAUGAGGCCACCAGUGCUUUGGACACUCAGUCCGAAGGUAUUGUCCAAGAUGCUCUUGACAAGGCAUCUGCAGGUCGGACCACCAUCACGAUUGCUCAUCGCCUUUCCACGAUCAAGAAUGCUGAUAUCAUCUACGUCAUGGGAGGUGGUGUCGUCCUCGAAAAGGGUACCCACGACGAACUCUUGAGCGCAGACGGAGCCUACGCCAAACUCGUGCACGCCCAGAAACUUCGCGAGCACACGGAGUCGAGUGAUGGGGAUAGCGAUACAGCCGAUGGCUCGGAGCCGGAGGACAUGGAGAAGCAGGCCCGGGAAGAAGUGCCCCUCGGUCGCAAGAACACUGGACACUCGUUGGCGAGCGAACUGAUCGAGAAGAAGCUGCAGAGCAAGGCAGGAAAGUCCGAUGAGGAUCUCAGCUUGUACACCUUGUUCUACCGCAUGGCGCUUCUGAAUCGCGAAGGAUGGAGAAGGUAUAUUGUUGGUAUCAUCGCUGCUAUCUUGACUGGCCUCGUUUGGCCGGCCUUCGGUAUUGUCUAUGCCAAGGGUAUCAACGGGUUCUCGAUGAUAGAGAAAUCUGAGCGGCGCUUCGCUGGUGAUCGCAAUGCGCUAUGGUUAUUCCUCAUCGCUAUCAUCUCGACGGCCGCCAUUGGCAUCCAAAAUUACAUGUUCUCUGCAGCAGCGGCUACCUUGACUGCGAAGUUGAGGAAACUCAGCUUCAAAGCGAUCUUGAGGCAAGACAUUGAAUUCUUCGAUCAAGAGGAGCACAGCACCGGAAGCUUGACGUCGACACUCAGCGACAACCCCCAGAAGGUUAACGGAUUGGCUGGUAUUACCCUUGGAGCUAUCAUCCAGAGUAUUGCCACACUCGUCGGAGGCUCGGUUGUUGGUCUCGCCUUCGGCUGGAAGCUUGCUUUGGUUGGCAUCGCUUGUACUCCAUUGCUUGUCUCUGCUGGCUACAUCAGAUUGCGAGUCGUCGUUUUGAAAGAUCAGCAAAACAAACUUGCACACGAGAGCUCGGCUCAGCUAGCUUGCGAAGCCGCCGGGUCUAUCCGUACCGUCGCGUCACUGACCAGAGAGGACCAGUGCAUUGAGCAAUAUAGCCUGAGUCUCGAAGAGCCUCUCCGCAGGUCCAACAAGACUGCUUUGUGGAGCAAUGGACUAUACGCGCUCUCUCAAUCCAUGGUCUUCUUCGUCAUCGCCCUUGUCUUCUGGUACGGCUCCAGACUUGUUGCCUCUCAGGAAUACUCUACUUUCCAGUUCUUCGUUUGUCUUAUGUCAACUACCUUCGGUGCGAUGCAAGCAGGCAAUGUCUUCUCAUUUGUACCCGACGUUUCCUCUGCGCGCGGAGCUGGCUCGGACAUCAUCAAGCUGAUCGAUUCCACGCCUGAAAUCGACGCCGAGUCUACCGAGGGCAAGAUGAUCGACAAGACCCAGACCCGCGGCCGGAUUCACUUUGAUGAUAUCCACUUCCGGUAUCCCACCAGACCUGGUGUUCGGGUCCUGCGUGGUCUCUCGUUGACCGUGGAACCCGGAACGUAUGUGGCCUUGGUCGGUGCUAGUGGUUGUGGCAAGAGUACAACUAUCCAACUCAUUGAGCGAUUCUACGACCCUCUGGCUGGCAAGAUCUAUCUCGAUGGCGAAAACAUCAGCGACUUGAACAUCGCAGACUAUCGUCAGCAAAUCGCUCUUGUGUCUCAGGAACCUACGCUCUACGCUGGGACCGUCCGUUUCAACAUCCUUCUCGGUGCCAUCAAGCCCGAGUCUGAAGUCACCCAGAAGGAACUCGAAGACGCUUGCCGCAACGCCAACAUCCUCGAGUUCAUCCAGUCUCUUCCCGAUGGCUUUGAUACGCAAGUAGGCGGCAAGGGUUCACAGCUAUCCGGCGGUCAGAAACAACGCAUUGCGAUCGCCCGGGCAUUGCUGAGAAAUCCCAAGGUCCUGCUGCUCGAUGAGGCGACAUCAGCGCUGGACUCCAAUUCGGAAAAGAUCGUGCAAGCAGCCCUUGAUCAAGCCGCUAAGGGCAGGACGACGAUUGCCAUUGCUCACAGACUGUCCACCAUCCAGAACGCUGACUGCAUAUACUUCAUUAAAGAAGGUCGGGUCAGCGAAUUCGGUACGCACGAUCAACUGCUCGGCAAGAAGGGGGAUUACUACGAGUAUGUCCAACUUCAAGCCCUCAGCAAACGAUGA